Molecule: messenger RNA, 900 nt
Organism: Lasiodiplodia theobromae
Lineage: Eukaryota; Fungi; Ascomycota; Dothideomycetes; Botryosphaeriales; Botryosphaeriaceae
Product: Kelch repeat protein
Exons: 1
Coding region: 1-900 (299 amino acids)
Molecular function (GO): protein binding
Source: RefSeq, a predicted model, not a curated record
AUGGGCCUGUGGUCCUUCAAGCCGGACGGGUCUGGAGGCGGUACCUGGGAUGUUGCAAUAAAAUCCACCGACUCUGCAUUUGAUGAUAUCACCCGUGGCUACAUAUCUCUCUUUGCUUACGGAGGCGGCAAAGGCCUCAUGCUUGGAGGGGCAUCAACGUCUCAAUCAAGCACAGAGACCGAGGACCUGGGCGAGACCAUCCUGCCCUUGAGCGGCAUGGUUGAUUUUAACAUGACAACAAAAUCACUGACUAACAAGACCGUGGAUAGACCGUACUUUCAUGGCAAAAUUGAAGAAGGGCGCAUGCAUUACGUUCCUGCUUUUGGGGAGUCGGGGAUAUUUGUGGUCAUGGGAGGAGCACCCGAGCAAUUCAAGGACGAAUCGGAAUCUUUCAGCUUCGACACUGUCUCGAUUUACGACCCGGAGUCUGACGAAUGGUGGGAUCAAUCCACUUCUGGCAACACCCCGGACGCGCGAAAGGGCUUUUGCCUCGCUGGUGUCUCCUCGGACAAUGGCACUUACGAAAUCUUCAUGUACGGAGGAUACCCGGGCACAACGGGAUCCGGCGCGGUGCCAUACGACCAGAUAUUCAUUCUCACACUUCCCGCAUUUCACUGGAUCCAAGUUGAUUACGUCGCUGCACAUCCUCGACAUGAGCAUACCUGCAAUGCAGUCGGCGGGAGCCAAAUUCUGACACUUGGCGGGUUCGAUUCAUCCACCACAGAUCAGAGCGGAUCGAACUACCAGAGUAUGCUCGACAGCGCGGAUCCCUUCAAGCAGGGCAUCGCAAUUUUCAACAUGACGAGUCUCGAGUUUGAAGAUCACUACUCGGCAAGCGCCCUGAACACUUCGGUGUACAAACCAUCGGAACUCGUGCAGUACUAUUAUUUGCAGAAGUAA